AUCGAUCACGAGACAAUCGAGGCUAAGGUAUUCUUCAAGUCUGGUUCAAUUUUUUGUCGUCAGGAUCUUUAACAUGUUCACCCAAUCGCCACGGCUACUGCACGCUGCUGCGCUUAGAGAGACUUUAUUUUCCAUAAGUGCACGACUAGGAUACUGCGGCUACCCCUCCCUGUCACACCCUGGUCAUUGCAUGCGCUGGGCCCCUCGCGCUCACUCCCUGAGGAAAACGUCGAGAUUGCCAAGGGCUGACCUGACACGGCUAUCAUGCACACAUAGCAAUUUAGGGGCGACAGGUCAGAAGGAGGGCACAUUUGUCCACCCUUCUCGAGAAACAGAGGAUGAAACCUUGUCAAACAGCCCAGUUGGCCGGAUUGACAUCAUCCUUGGGCCGAUGUUUGCUGGGAAGACAAGCGAGCUGCUGAGACGAGUGGAGCAGCAUGAGGCAGCAGGGAGAAAGGUAGCAGUGGUCAAGUCUAGCGUUGACACCCGCUACCAUGCAACCCGGGUGGUCAGUCAUGACGGCAAUUCCAAGGUGUGCUUUGCUGCUUCAAGUUUGGGGGAGCUGCGUAGACAAUUGGGGGACAAGUAUCUGGAGUACAACGUGAUAGCCAUUGAUGAGGCCCAAUUCCUCCCAGACCUGCUGGAGUUCUGCACGGCAGCUGCCGACCUCGACCACAAGCACAUUGUCAUCGCUGGGCUCGAUGGUGACUUCAAGCGCCAGCGAUUUGGUCAGGUAUUGGACAUGGUGUCUGUGGCCGAUAGCGUGACAAAGUUGGCUGGGAAGUGCGCGUACUGCAGUGAGCAGGCAUUGUUCAGCCUCAGGAUUGCUGCCGAUGAGAGGCAGGCGCUUGUGGGGGGUGCUGAUAAAUAUGCGCCUGUCUGCCGGCAACACUACGUGUCUCUGAGCAAUGUGAGAACACCAGAACCCUGAAUGCAAACUGCUUGGAUGUGGUGUCUUCUGGGCAUGGGGGUGGACUGCUCUUUUCUUUUACGAGAGUUUGCGGGGAAUUGAUUGGACCAUGAUUUCUUCCGGUGGUCCUCAGUUCAAUUCAACCUGUGUAGAUGUAGAGGGGGAUGAUUUGUAGGGGAUAAUUGUACAUGUUUUAGUCACAAUGUCAUGAAUUGUGUAUGAAGAGGGCACUGCCAAGAGACAAAUGCAGCGCCAGGAGUCAUUUGAUAACUAUUACAAGGAUGUCCAUGUCACACAGAAGAUUUGUAAUGCUAGGACAUGCAAUC
This is a messenger RNA of Coccomyxa subellipsoidea C-169, 1236 nucleotides long. RefSeq names its product thymidine kinase. The record is from RefSeq and is a predicted model, not a curated record. Gene Ontology annotation, biological process: thymidine metabolic process. The transcript has 5 exons. Bases 392 to 931 code for a protein of 179 amino acids. Gene Ontology annotation, molecular function: ATP binding; thymidine kinase activity. Lineage: Eukaryota; Viridiplantae; Chlorophyta; Trebouxiophyceae; Coccomyxaceae.